This is a messenger RNA of Anarrhichthys ocellatus (wolf-eel), 1211 nucleotides long. RefSeq names its product leucine zipper and CTNNBIP1 domain containing (gene lzic). The record is from RefSeq and is a predicted model, not a curated record. Gene Ontology annotation, molecular function: beta-catenin binding. The coding region runs from base 218 to 787 and encodes 189 amino acids. NCBI's taxonomy places the organism in Eukaryota, Metazoa, Chordata, Actinopteri, Perciformes, Anarhichadidae. The transcript has 7 exons.
UACGUUCACAAUCACAAACACACAUCCACACACGCCUAGACAAAACAAUAUAUAUGGCGUAACCGUUCUUAAAAGUAGCUAUUUUUUAAGGAAUUGUAUGAUACAGCUAGUUUGACAGUAUAUUCGUCAAGCUGGUGCAAAUAUUUAACUCAUCGCACAACUGAUUUACACCUGUUUACAAAGAGAGUCCCGGUUGGAAACUAGAUUUGAACUAAGCAUGGCUUCUCGAGGGAAAUCAGAAACUGGAAAAUUGAGGCAAAAUAUGGAAGAGCAACUUGACAGACUGAUGCAGCAGCUACAAGACCUGGAGGAAUGCAGAGAGGAACUGGACGAGGAAGAGUAUGAGGAGACAAAAAAAGAAACCUUGGAACAGUUGAGUGAAUUCAAUGACUCCCUGAAGAAGAUCAUGACAGGAGACAUGACACUUGUGGAUGAACUCAGUGGAAUGCAGCUGGCAACCCAGGCGGCCAUCAGCCAAGCUUUCAAAACGCCAGAGGUGAUCCGACUUUUUGCUAAGAAGCAGCCGGGACAACUGAGAACCAGGCUAGCAGAGAUGGACCGAGAUGUCAUAGUGGGGAAACUGUCGCGGGAUGUGUACACGCAGCAGAAAAUGGAAAUCCUCACAGCCUUGAGAAAACUUGGAGAGCAGCUCACUUCAGAGGAUGAGACUUUUCUCACUGAAAAUGCUACAGCUACUCUGAGCCAGUUUGAAAAAGUGACUGCAAACCUAGGCUCUGAAGACAAAAUUCUGGCUUUAGCUAGCUCUGGUGUGAAAACCAAGGCAUAGCAAUUCUACAAAAUAUUAAUUUUAACUCUGUGUCUUUAAUAUUACCAAGUAAGUAAAAAAAAUGUGCCUUUUGAUCAUUGGUUUUUUAAAUCAUCAGUGCACUUGUAGGUGUUGCUGUAGAUGCCAACACUUUUUUAACCAUAUUUGUUUAUAGCCCUUAGCUUUUGUAAAUGUCUCUUAUUUCUUCAGUGGCUUGUGAAAUUGUAUUAUAGGUACGAGCAUGUGGUUUUUGGAACAUGAAGACAUGUACAUGAAUGUAAAAGAUAGUCCAGGCAGUUCAAGAGAAAUACUGUUGUGAUUUGUGCUGUAUUUGUUAUUGGGUUGCUGUGUCUAUCAGUCUUAAAACCUUAAAUUCAACAUUGUUUUAUGAUGUAAAAUAUUCAAGAUGUGUUUUUAUUUAACUAAACUCUGCUGUUUAGAGGGA